AGUACGAGGAGGCCAUCAAAGACGAAGAAGACGCCCCAGGGACUGACUGGGCUCUUGUGGUGCGUGGCAUCGGGGCUUUCGCUGGCAUUGUCUUUGCUAUUAGAAAAGUCCCGUGGGCCUCAACAAUGCAGGUCUCCCUAACUCUGGCUAUGGCCAACCCGCUCUUGUGGUACCUGAUCGACCGUUCUAAGCCGGGCUUCCUCCUGUCCGCCGCCACCGGCCUGGUCGGCUCGGUCGUGUUGAUGGGUUUAAACCCAGAGAUCAUGCCCACGCCGACUGGGUAUUCCUCAUCACCUCUCGGUCGGAACGCUACUGGCCAGCACGACAGCGGGGGACACCUGAUGCUCGGCGGUCUAGCCACGCAGAGGACGAUCGAGACGGGGAUCUGGGUUAUCAGUGUGCUCUUCUGCAGCUGCGUGUGCUUUGGAAACAUUGGCAGGCGGUUGGCGCUGAACAAGUCCGCGGUAGGGCGCGGUAGGUGGGGUGGUCUGAGAUGAGCGAGCGAGUUUCUGGCCUCUCUUUCUCUCCCUCUCUCCCACAAUUUACAUCUACGUUUUCUUUUCAUCUGUGAUCGAUGGAUGAUGGAUGGGAGGAAUUUCUCACGACUUCACGACCUGUGCGCAUGUGGUGGAUAUUUAGGAAAGUUGACAUCAGCGGAGGGUUUGGGGAAUUUAACAAAAGCUCUGCAUG
Messenger RNA from Cryphonectria parasitica EP155, 690 nucleotides. RefSeq lists its product as uncharacterized. The transcript is spliced from 2 exons. Gene Ontology annotation, cellular component: endoplasmic reticulum. Gene Ontology annotation, biological process: sterol biosynthetic process. The record is from RefSeq and is a predicted model, not a curated record. Lineage: Eukaryota; Fungi; Ascomycota; Sordariomycetes; Diaporthales; Cryphonectriaceae. The coding region runs from base 126 to 497 and encodes 123 amino acids.